Molecule: messenger RNA, 390 nt
Organism: Racocetra persica
Lineage: Eukaryota; Fungi; Glomeromycota; Glomeromycetes; Diversisporales; Gigasporaceae
Source: the annotation of a GenBank genome assembly
AUGGCUUUUGAAAUGAAUGAAAUAAAUUCUACCACUAUGUCACUUGACUUUACUAAUAAUAUGUCAUUUGAGUUAACCAAAAAGAAAACAACUGAUAAUAUGUCUUUUGAGUUAAUGGAAAGAGAAAUAGCUAAUAAUGUGCCUGUUGAACAAAUGAACUUUGAACCAAAUAACUCUACUUUAAAAACAUUUGAAACGGCAAGAGAAUGUCAUAAUCAUCUAGCUAGAGAAAGUUAUGCUAGAAAAAUAGCCCAUGAAAUCAACUCUCUAGUAAUUGAGAAUUCUGAAACAAAUCUUACACUGACGCACAAAAAUCGAGCUAACUAUGCACAACAACUAACAUCUGAAACUACAGAAAGUGCAGAAAACAGAAGAGCAAAGCGUCUAAAA